Chinchilla lanigera (long-tailed chinchilla) is the source of this 949-nucleotide messenger RNA. RefSeq names its product NudC domain containing 2 (gene Nudcd2). Lineage: Eukaryota; Metazoa; Chordata; Mammalia; Rodentia; Chinchillidae. The transcript has 4 exons. Gene Ontology annotation, biological process: protein folding. Gene Ontology annotation, cellular component: cytoplasm. The coding region runs from base 78 to 551 and encodes 157 amino acids. The record is from RefSeq and is a predicted model, not a curated record.
AGGGCGUGACCCGAGCGUGGGCUCCGGCGCGUGCGCGGCGCGCGCUCGCUGCGGCUGCUGCUGGCCGGGGCUGCAGGAUGUCUGCCCCGUUUGAGGAGCGCAGUGGGGUGGUUCCGUGCGGGACGCCGUGGGGCCAGUGGUACCAGACCUUGGAGGAGGUGUUCAUUGAGGUGCAGGUGCCGCCGGGCACUCGCGCGCAGGACAUCCAGUGCGGCCUGCAGAGCCGGCACGUGGCGCUGGCCGUGGGUGGCCGCGAGAUCCUGAAGGGCAAACUCUUUGAUUCUACAAUAGCUGAUGAGGGAACAUGGACUUUGGAGGAUAGAAAAAUGGUCCGCAUUGUUCUCACUAAGACAAAGAGAGAUGCGGCAAACUGCUGGACUUCUCUUCUAGAAUCUGAAUAUGCUGCGGAUCCUUGGGUGCAGGACCAAAUGCAGAGAAAGCUUACGUUGGAAAGGUUCCAGAAAGAAAAUCCUGGUUUUGACUUCAGUGGAGCAGAAAUCUCAGGAAACUACACUAAAGGUGGACCGGAUUUCUCAAACCUUGAGAAAUAAUUGCUAUUUUUUUAAUGCAUUCUGUGGAUCCUAACAAAUGUUACCAAUUAAAUCAAAGGAGCAGAUUAAGUAAUAGAAGAAAGCUAUGGAUGCCUACAGUUAACAAAUUGUAAAAUAUUUAAAUAUGGUUCUAAAAUUGUAUUUAAAUAUGAUUUAGAUAGGAAACGUACUACAAGAGCUAUUCUGUGGAUAUACCAUUAACUUUUUGGACUUCUUUUUGCUCAGCAUGAAGUUUUAUAUGCUGCAUUUUACUAAUUUCAUAUUUAAUCGUAUUUUUACUACAAAAAACCUUAACAGUAUAUAUAAUAUUAAAUGAAAGUAUGCCAUCAGGGAAAAAUUGUUUUUCUUUGCUAAAUGUGAUGCAGGAAUGACAUUCAAUAAACUCUUCUAAAUAGAAA